GCAGUUAGUUGUGUUCGAGCAUCUGCGAUCGUCGAAUUCUCGGUCGACAUUGUCUUUUUGCGCGCGUGUCUCAGUACUCCGUUAUUACGUUUUCAGUGUCAAAAAUGAACGAGCGCAAGCGUACGCUGAUAUUGCACAAACGGCCGACCGACGACGCCGCUGGAGGAAGGCCACUGCUCACCGGCGACGAGAUACCCAUACGGCGACCUCGGCAAGUCGAGGUCUUGCCGCGCAGUGCGGGCGCUGAUUUACAGAGAGCCAAGAUACUGCCGCCGCCGACGAUUUUACAACACACCGGAGGCAGGGAUGGGCCGAUCGUCACGACGAAAUUAGUAGCUUCAAAAGCACCGAUGCCAUCGUUCGAGGACCAUGCAAACCGUAUACGCCCGAAGCAAGAACAAAUGACGGAUAUUAAUAACGAUCAGCCUGAUUCCCCAAACAUGCGAGAUAGGGUAGAAAAAAUCGACCCCGAAACAUACAAUUCCUCUCGAGCUGAAGCAGACAUGGGGGUACCCGUUCAAAUAGUCCAAGCUCUACCAGAUCACACAUUCGAGCUCGAUGAAGAGGCCCUUGCUCGCAUACUCACCCAAGACGAUGUGAAGGAUCGCAGUGUCGUCGUGGUUUCCGUUGCCGGAGCUUUCCGCAAAGGCAAGAGCUUCUUGCUUGACUUUUUCCUACGAUACAUGGAAAGCAGAUACAUCCAUCAUGACACGUCUGACAAUUGGUUGGGUGGAGAUGACGACCCACUCAAAGGUUUCUCUUGGCGAGGAGGCUCGGAGCGCGACACCACCGGUAUCCUAAUGUGGUCAAAAGUGUUUCCAGCUACGCUCGCCAACGGAGAAAAAGUCGCGGUUGUACUUAUGGACACCCAGGGAGCAUUCGACAGUCAGUCGACAGUACGAGACUGCGCCACUGUAUUUGCCCUCAGCACCAUGCUGUCGUCCGUGCAAAUUUAUAAUCUCUCUCAGAAUAUUCAGGAAGACGAUUUGCAACAUUUGCAACUUUUCACUGAGUACGGCAGGUUGGCGCUGGAAAAAUCGGGCAGUACGCCUUUCCAAAGGUUGCAGUUCCUCGUACGUGAUUGGAGUUACCCCUACGAGGCCGACUAUGGCGCGGAAGGAGGGCGCAAAAUUUUGGAAAGGAGGCUUGAAGUUUCGACAAGGCAACAUCCAGAAUUGCAAAGCUUAAGAAGACAUAUCAGUUCUUGUUUCUCGGACAUUUCGUGCUUUUUGAUGCCACAUCCUGGCUUGAAUAUCGCUACGAAUCCAAAGUUUGACGGUCGAUUAUCAGAGAUUGAAAGCCAAUUUAAAGAACAACUAAAAGAAUUGAUACCUAUGUUGUUAGCACCAGAAAAGCUCGUAACAAAAAAGAUCAACGGUCAAACCGUCAAAGCUUCGUCUUUACUUCAAUAUUUUAAAAGCUAUAUCCAAAUUUAUCAAGGUGAUGAGUUACCAGAACCUAAGAGUAUGCUUGUGGCUACCGCAGAAGCCAAUAAUUUAUCUGCAGUGGCAGAGUCUAAAGACUUGUACAUGCAAAUGAUGGAAAACGUUUGCGGAGGUACCAAGCCAUUCUUAGCAACUGCACACUUGGAAUCAGAACAUGAACGAUGUUUGGACAAAGCAAUGAAUCAAUUCCAAAAGAAAAGAAAAAUGGGGGGCGAUGAAUUCAGUCAAAAGUAUUUAGACAAAUUGCAAAAGGACAUUGAUGAAGCUUUCCAACAAUUCAAAUCGCACAAUGAAAGCAAAAAUAUAUUUAAGGCUGGACGAACUCCCGCAGUGUUUUUCGUAAUAGCCGUAACCACGUAUAUUUUAUCGGGUAUAUUUGGUCUGGUUGGACUAUAUACUCUCUCAUACAUUUGCAACACCAUCAUGGGUGUAGCUUUACUGACAUUGGUUUUGUGGGCGUACGUUAGAUAUAGCGGUGAAUUCAGAGAAAUAGGCACGUCGAUUGACGAUUUAGCAACACUCGUAUGGGAAAACGUCAUGAAACCAGUUUAUCAGCAGUUCGUAGAGAAAUCGGUAUCCGCUGCAGUGGCGCAAGCCGCUGAAAUGGCGACCAAUGCAACAGUAAAUGCCACUGGUUUGACUAACGGCAACUACAGGUCGUAAUAAUUGCUAUUAGUUUGUCGAUGCCAGACAGUAUAUUGGAAUUCAAUCGAGAAGACAGUUACUGAAGGCGGUAUUCGUUUUAAUACCUGCAUACUCAGAUAAAUAGAAAAAUAUAUGUGCAUUAAAUUUGUUAAUGAUGAAAAAUGCAGAUUUCUUACUUCAAGAAAAAAGUUCCAGGGAAUUAAUAUUAUUUUGACCCCGAGACUUUGUAAUUCUCGAUGCAGCUAAAACAUGAAACUGUGAAUGAAGAAUGUACAGUACAUACUGAUUUUAAAUCAGUGUAAUAGAUUGUUAAGAAAUAAUUAUUUAUAACAUCGUAUAUGGGUGAUUAAUUAAUUAUAUAUAUAUAUUUAUAUUGUUAUCAAAAUAAAAAUUUGUACAAGCGAGGAUUAUAUUGUCGAAGCAACCUAACUUUUUAAAAAAUUUUACUACGUUUGAAAAUUUUGUAUGAUAUUAAUCAAGUUCUCAGAGAGUUUUAUGAUAUUACAUGUGUAUAAAUAUAGCUAUUUAGUUCACGAUAUCUAUAUAGAUGAUUAUUGAACAAAAAUUUUCAAAAAAUUCUUGAAAAUAAUCAUUUAAUGUAAAUGCAUAUUACAUAAUUUUUGAACUCAUUUCAAAGCAACUAAAUAGAUUUCCAGAAUAAAAAAUUUAAUUUUUCUCAAAAAAAUUUUUUAUACAUAACGUUGAUUUUAACACAACCAAAUCAAUCUGUAUUAUUGUAAACGUUAUGUGUUCUUGUGCCACAAACUUCUUGUACGAAACGUUGUAAUAAAAUAGAAGAUAAUAUGUAAUAUUU
This is a messenger RNA of Trichogramma pretiosum, 2904 nucleotides long. RefSeq names its product atlastin (gene atl). The coding region runs from base 105 to 2108 and encodes 667 amino acids. Gene Ontology annotation, biological process: endoplasmic reticulum organization; protein homooligomerization. NCBI's taxonomy places the organism in Eukaryota, Metazoa, Arthropoda, Insecta, Hymenoptera, Trichogrammatidae. The record is from RefSeq and is a predicted model, not a curated record. Gene Ontology annotation, molecular function: GTPase activity; GTP binding. The transcript has 10 exons.